GUGUCCCCCACACCCCUGCCUGCUCCCAGGGACACCUGGGGACACCCUCAGUCCCUGGCACUCCAGUGCCAUGCCCACACCGCCGGUGCCACACGCCUGGGGCUGGCGGUGGGUGGCAGAGGGACCCGCAGUACCGACCCUCCCCCAGCUGUGCCCGCAGCCCCCCGGCAGCCCCAGGGGGCCCCCGCGGGUGACACCACCCAGCCGUACUACGCCGUGGUGAAGAAGCUGUGCACCUACUCGGGCGCCCAGCGCUACUGCCAGGACGUGUACCGGGGCCGGCUGGCCUCUGUGCACAGCGCUGCCCGCAACCAGGAGCUGCAGAAACUGGCACAAACCUACCACAUCAUCAUCUCACCCUGGAUUGGAGCUGUCACCAGCCGCAGGGCAGGGCAGUGGGAGUCCUACUGGGAGGACUCCAGCCCCUGGAACUACGCAAACUGGGCACCCACCCACCCCUUCCACAUCGUCACCACCUGCACCACCCUCAGCGUC
This is a messenger RNA of Zonotrichia leucophrys gambelii, 495 nucleotides long. RefSeq names its product proteoglycan 3-like. The record is from RefSeq and is a predicted model, not a curated record. The transcript has 3 exons. Gene Ontology annotation, biological process: immune response. NCBI's taxonomy places the organism in Eukaryota, Metazoa, Chordata, Aves, Passeriformes, Passerellidae. The annotation marks the transcript as partial.